CCCGCGCCUGCGCCGUGCGCACCUACCGGCCUCCAGCGCCCGGGAGGGAGAUUUUUCUACAUGAGUGAAAAAGACAUUUGUUGCAAGUAAAAGUGACACAGCAUUUUUUUAGAAUGUCUGAAGAUGAAGAAAAAGUGAAAUUACGCCGUCUUGAACCAGCUAUCCAGAAGUUUAUUAAGAUAGUAAUCCCAACAGACCUGGAGAGGUUAAGAAAGCACCAGAUAAAUAUUGAGAAGUAUCAAAGGUGCAGAAUCUGGGACAAGUUGCAUGAAGAGCAUAUCAAUGCAGGACGUACAGUUCAGCAACUCCGCUCCAAUAUUCGAGAAAUGGAGAAGCUUUGUUUGAAGGUUCGAAAGGAUGACCUGGGACUUCUGAAGAGAAUGAUAGAUCCUGUUAAAGAAGAAGCAUCAGCAGCAACAGCAGAAUUUCUCCAACUCCAUCUGGAAUCUGUAGAAGAACUUAAGAAACAAUUUAAUGAUGAAGAAACUUUAUUACAGCCUUCUUUGACCAGAUCCAUGACUGUUGGUGGAACAUUUCACACUGCUGAAGAUGAAGCUGAUCCUCAGAGUAUGACUCAGAUAUAUGCGUUACCUGAAAUUCCUCGAGAUCAAAAUGCUGCAGAAUCAUGGGAAACCUUAGAAGCGGACUUAAUUGAACUUAGCCAACUGGUCACUGAUUUCUCUCUCCUGGUGAAUUCUCAGCAGGAGAAGAUUGACAGCAUUGAAGACCAUGUCAACAGUGCUGCUGUGAAUGUUGAAGAGGGAACCAAAAACUUGGGGAAGGCUGCAAAAUACAAGCUGGCAGCUCUGCCUGUGGCAGGUGCACUCAUCGGAGGAGUGGUAGGGGGUCCGAUUGGCCUCCUUGCAGGCUUCAAAGUAGCAGGAAUUGCAGCUGCACUUGGUGGUGGGGUGUUGGGCUUCACAGGUGGAAAAUUGAUACAAAGGAGGAAACAGAAAAUGAUGGAGAAGCUCACUUCCAGCUGUCCAGAUCUUCCCAGCCAAACUGACAAAAAAUGCAGUUAAAAACCAAACUUCAGUAUUACUGCAUCAACAUGUCUAUCCUAAUGAGGAUCUUUGCUGCUGUUGGACACUCAGUCAGCUUUUGGAACAUGAUUAUAUGAAGAUAGUGACUAUAGAUGCUCAAGUGGGAUUGAGCUGUGAUAAGUGGAUGUACUUUGUUGUUUGCUGGGGUGUUAAUGGGGAUGUUAGAGACUGAGGAGCCUGCACUCGGGGUGUAUAAUAUUUGUUAGGUAAAAUUUAAGGACUGCCAGGGAGUGGAUUUUUUUCUGCUUGGAAAUGUGAAAGUUAACCCGUAACUUUGAUGAGGACUUGUGACGUGUGGACAUGUUGGGUUAUGGAAGGAUGGUUUUCAGAAUAGUUUCUUCUAUAACCCUGAAUUGGAGGCCCUAAGGCUAAGCAUUUGUAAAUGUGCUUAUUUAUCUCCUAAAUAUAGGCUAUUUAGGCAUUUUAGCAAAGAAAAGAAUGGAAGUUCAGGAGCCUUUCAAAUCAGAUAAGAAAAUCAGCACCUAGCAAAGGGCACAAGUGAACUGCACAGUGAAGUCCAUUCGGUGAGCCCUGUUGCAGUUUGAUCUAACUGUAUCAUCUGGUGAGAGAAACUAAUAGUGAAAAAAAAAAUGGAAAGAGAGGCCCAACUUUUUUUCCAAAUAUCUUAAUUUGUGACACUGGCUUCUUCUCUGAACUCUUCUUCUGUCUCUCUUUAAAUAAAGCACACAGAGCCUUAAGUGGUAGGAGAUUUGCUAAGCCAGUCAUCAACCUGUCGCUUCACACCUCAAUUAUCUAGUGCCCUCUGCCUUCCCUCCCUUUAAUUUUGACAACUUCUUUGACUUAUGGGGUGAAUUCUACCCAUGUGUAAUGCAGACUUUUCUCAUAAUCUUUUUGAAAAACUUUUAUUUUCUGCCAUCUCUUUUCAUGUUCUCCUGUAACCUCUAGGUAAGAAACAGGUGUCGAUCUCCAUAUAUUUCCAGUAUUGUUAGAGUUUGAGCUAAAAAAUAAGCAAGAGCAGAACACCAGAUCAUUUCUUGGGGCAUCUUCCUGUUUCAAAGAUCUCAUGUACCUGCUAUACAGGGAGUCUCUGACCCUGAGUCUUUUCAGCUGGCACUUGGGGGAGCUAAGAACUAGCUUUCUACCUCACUUUUGUUACUACCGUCCUUUUCCCAAGGCUUUGCUGUCUCCUAUGCUUUCCUUCACUUUUCACAGCUGCUGUUUCUUCCCAAGAAUGGCAUUCAUGCUUGCCUUUCCUCACAUUCAGGAUGACGAUGGACAAAGCCUGAUGCCAAGACUCAGUCCUGGUGAAGGAUUUGUGGUGCUAAUCCCAACGCUUGACCUUGGUAGAAAGCAUGGCCCAGUCCAACUCAAGGUCUGCCUCAAAUAGCAGAAAAGUUUUAAAUUUACGGGGAGAAAAAAUUGGAGAUUACAGGCGGCCGCAUCCUAUACCCUCAACUCAUUUGAAAUAGGAAGGGAACCACCUUUUGCCUUACCCUUUACUCCUUUCUGAGGACAGAGGAAAGGGCACCUACACCACAAAAGGUGUGGGCUGUCUCUGCUCAGGAUCCAAGUGGAUUCAUCAGGCAGUUGAAAGGCUUAUCACUCCUCUCUUGCUGAGUUCACUCAAUAACUUCUGUUGAUUGCUACUUUUACUUCUGUGUCUAAAGAGAGCUUUCUCUUUCAUACUUUCUGACUUUCACCAAUGAAUUCCAAUGAGAGAACACACCAUUUGUUACUAUUAAAUAACUGGAAAACAUCAAGUAUUGCUACCUACUUAAUUACUGGCUUGUAUUUUUAAUACCAACAAGGCAGUACUUUGAAUAAAUGUCAGAUUCUGAUCCAGUGUUUGAUAUUGGAUACCUGUAAGGUUGGGAUAAUUACUUUGGAACCCCAUCUUUUUUCUAUUUUCUGAUCCUUGCUGUCCGUUUAACACAGGCUGUUCGAAUCAGAACGAGGAUCAGAAUCGCCCAGGGUGGGAAUUUAAAACAAGCUUCUUAAACUUCAGCCCCAUGUGUUAUAAUAGUAGCCAAUCUGGCCUAGUCAGCUAAAAUUAUAAAUUUAAGAUACAGUUACAUCAAGAUUUUGCUAUAUUGUUGAAUUCUGUAAUUUCUAAUAUUCUACCCUUCAGCACAGCCCAGUCGCCAUCACUGUGUAUUAGUCCUACUCUGCCAACCUAAAAUUAGCUAGCUCAUCGUCUUAACAGCACUGGGGACUCACAGUGUCAGGCUGGUUUUACAUCAAGAUCUGAAGGAGAGAAAAUGCCUAUAAUGGACCCUCCCAUUUUGUUCUGGGAUCUCUCCUUUUUACUGAGCCAGUGUGGGACGUCACUGUACGUGCUCAUGUAGUCCUUUGAUUUUUAAUGCUCAUCAGGAUUGGAAUAUUAUUCUAGCAGUCCUUAUGCUUUGGCAAGUUAUAAUCUUUAAUAAAAGUUUCAUAAUUUAAAAUUAUUUAGAAAUUGUAUCAAAUUUCCCCAUAAUAGAACCUAAUUGCCAACUUUUUGUAGAAAUUUCUAGAAGUGUUUAAUCAACUAUAAAUGAUACAUUUAUAAACUCUAAAGUGUUUAAAGUGUAAAUUAGUCAAUAUGAUACUGAAACCAAUCUUAAAAUUGAGUUUAAGUCCCUACAGUAUCAGAUUAAAUUCAUAUUCCAUAUGAUUCAUAUCUCAUUUUUACUGCAACAAGUUAGAAGGUAAGAAACACUAUAAGUUCUUAGAAUUUACAGAGGCUCAUUUGGAUAAUGGCAGCACUGCUAAAGACUAACAUAAUAACCUGAGAAUUUCUCUGUAGAGCAGAGGCUUUGAAACUUUUUGGUUGUAAUCCAUAGUUUGAAAAUGCAUUUACAUCAAACUCAGCAUAUGCAUAAUGGAACAAUACUUACCAUUAUGUGCAGUGUACUCUGAUGUUUUCAUUGUUUGUUUUUAAAUAUGCUAGUUGUAACCUUCUAAAUUGAUUUCCUAAUCUAUCGGUUUCAACCCUUAGUUUGAAAAUAGGUAUUUAUUGAAUGUCUUCUGUUUGCCAGACACUUCAUUAGGCAUUUUAGAGGUAAGGAAACCAAGUCUUAGAGAAGCUAAAUAAUUUGCAGAGGGUUAUUCAACUACAAGAGGGUGAAACCAGUAUGUAAACUAGGUCUGUUGAACUACAGAAACUUCAGUUGCUCUCAUACCAUGCUGCUUCUGUAUGUAAGAUUGAGAUGGGCCAUUCAUUCUGCUUCACCCAAACACCCAUAUAGUCUUGCCAGGCAGGCUUGCUUUGAAAUUACACAUGCCAUUCAGUUGUAUUUUUUAAUCUUCUCUUUCCUCACCAAGUGUCCAGCAGCCUGAAAGUUUUUAAUGGUGGCCGGUGAGGAAGUACAUAGUGCUGAAUUUGGUCCUUAAACUAUAGAAUUAAAAGUGUUUCCAUCCCACCCACACAUCCUACAGUUUUCCUUAUUUUUGUGGGUCAUAGCCAUCAAUUAAGCAGUGCUUUUUAUAUUGAAUUUUAAAAUAAAGUAAUUUCUUUAAAACAAUCAUAACUCACAGAAUCAAAUGAUUAUCCUUUAAACUGGUGCUCUUGGAAGGCCAUGUGCUUACUGUCGUGAUGCUGGUAUUACUUAGAACGUUUUUGAAACUUUUCUUUUGGAGUUGCCUCCAACAACAUUUUACAAAUCAUGUAAAAAAAGCUAUCUCAGUGUUUGCUAGUCAUAGACUAUACUCCCUUGUCCUUAUGCCCUCUCCUCUCUUGCUUCCUCAGUUUUGCUUUUCUUCUGCUGUUCUAGCUCUUGUUCACCUAUGCUGCAGCCAGUAAUCUAAGAACGCUCAGAAAACGGGUGUGCUGGCCAGAGUUCCCAGAACAAGAACUUCAGGUUAUACUGAAGCCGAGUACUGUACAGGGAGAAUUCUGUGAAUCCAAAAACCUUCCUCUGUGGGCUGCCUGCCUGUAAGUGCCAUAAGCAGUUUAUACAGGAGUAAGGAUUGAAUCUUGGUAUUAUCAAUCAAUCACAAGAAGUGGAAUAUAAACCUGCAGUGUACAUUUUUCUCCAGUGAAAGUACAGAAGCCAAGCCAAGCCAUUCUUUGUGUUAACUUUAAAACUGAAAGGUCAUUCUCAGGGUCCCCUUUGUUCUUCACUGCUGCCACGUGAAAUCUUUGGGAGGACGGCUGAAGAAGAGCUCGGGAAAGCGGUUCUCCUGUGAACUGGGACGUUUUCUUCUCUGGUAAUAAAGCGUAACAUGGCUGUGGCUGUCGGGUACUUACGAAUGCUAAAAACUAUUCUUAAGUACUCAGGUCGAAUAAAAGGUAGAGUAGCUCCCACACUGGCCUGAGUUAAUGUAAACAGUUUAGUUCUGUUUGUUUUUAGUAACACUUCACGAUGUUUCUAACAGGUGGUUCUCACUUUAUAUUCAUUAAUUUGAGACCAUUUUAUAGAGACACUUCUUGGGUAUUAUAAACAAUCAAUGGUAAAAGAUAAUAUCCAGUGAUAUUAUCCAUAUCACUGUCCUCAAAAAAUUAUUUAUUGUGGGAUUCAAGAAAGACAUCUGUGCAAUGUUAACAAAAGAAAUAAAUUCAAAUAAAACCUAAAAGGUGUCAAAGGCAAAUGAUUUGCCCAAGGUUAAAGCUAGUUAACACAAAAGCUAGAAUUAUAACCAUGAUGUAAGAAAAACAAAUCCUCAAAGUAAUUUAACUGAAUUUUUGUUGUGCUGUAUUGGGUUGCUUGCUGAAGUUUGUGGUUUUCAGACCAGCUGUAACAUUCCAAACCAGGCAACAGCUAUCGAGGAAAGAGAAUUGUAUGGGGAGUUAGGAGAUCAGAGUUUUAGUUUUGACUUUGUCUCUUGCAGUAAGCUUUUACUCAAGGAUGGCUGCUCUCUCCCUUUCUGGCCAGGGAUUCCCUAACCAUAAAGCUUCAUGGUCAGCAGCUUAGCAUUCUCCAUUCUUUAAAUCCAGCCUCUUACUGUGUCCUGUCAGUUUUUGAAUGUUAUUUGCAUUCAUUUCUUAAAUGUAUUCAUAGCCAUCACUCUAGUAAAUGACUUUAUUACCUCACAUCCUCACCUCAUCUUCCCCAGCUUUAGGCCAUUCCUCACAUCACUGCCAUAAGAACCGUCUUUCAUUUUUCUGCUGAAAUAUUUUUGUUGGAUCCUAUUGAACACCUGAUAAAGUUCAGCCUUCUGUUUUAUGGCCCUGGCUUUAUCUCUUAAAACUCACCAUCAGACAAUGCCACUGAAAAUCAGACAUUCCACAAGAAUGGUUUUGAGGUUUUUCUGUGGGGAAGGUAGAAGCUGGUAAUAAACUGUUUACAUUUCUCCACUAAAAUAAUUUCUAUAAUACUACACUUUACAAAGCUAGUCAGCUGAGUUUUAUUUAAGCUCUUGAACAAGCCUGCAAGUUGUUUCCUAAAGAGCAAUCUUUUUUUCCUCUUUUGUUACAUUCAAUUUCUUAAUCUCCAGAACAGUGUCAGUCUUGCCACCUAUACAGGGGUAGCCAAAGCAUGAGGAUUUUAAUUCAGCAGCGUACGUACUCCAGCCUUUGAUGGACCAUUGUCCAGCUCCUGUGGGAAACUGACUAACAAGUAUUUGUGAACACUCAAGAGUACAUGUUUUCCGUACGUUUCUCAAGUAUGAGAUGAUCUUGUAUUAAGGUUAUGACUAAAAGAUGUUUACCUGGGUUUCAUUAAUUAACCUCUUUAAAGAUAUUUUCCAUUUUAUUGUUAAAACCCUUGCUGUUAGCAAGAGGUUUAACAGAAGAGGCCCAGUGAUGAGAUUUUCUACAAAUUCUGUAAAGUUUACUGAAUUUGCUUAUUAUGUUGCUGAGUGGUGCUCAUAUAAGGAAACAUGCAAUAAAAUCCCUCAUUCAGCAAGCAUUUUACAAAAUGGCUGUUGUGUGUUGAGUGCCAUUGCCAUAUGUAGAAAAAUAUUAGACCUAUAGAUCUUGUAAGCCAUUCAGGCUGAUGAAUUCCGAUUCUCAAAACUAGUAAAUCACAGUAAAAUGUGGUACGUACCCUAAAAGAGGAAUGAACAAAGUAAUAUGAGGACACAGAAUGGAGUGACUAGCUCUGCCUGGAAAAGAAGGGGAAGACUUUGUGGAACAUGUGGCAUUUGAGCAGUACCCUAAAGAAGAAAAUACCUGGCCGGGUUUGUGGGCUUUGAAGUGGCAGCGGGAACUACAAGUACAAAGGGUUUGAAACGUGAAUGAGUACAUAAAGCGUGCUUAGAGAAAACCAAGGAAUUAAAUGUGAGUGAUGAAGAUAGUUAAGUGAAAAUACAGACUAGGGUGUAUAUAUUAUACAUGUAUAUAUAUAUAUUAAAUUAUAUACAUCUAAUAUAUGUUUUUAUAUUUAAAUAUAUAUAUAUUUAAUUUAAAAAAUUCUUUGUUUAAAGGAAUUAAUAUAUCACUUUGUAUCAGGUAAGACUGUUAUAACCCUCUGAGUUCUUCAUUUUGCCUUCGUUACCAGAGACAUUAGUAGCAAACUUCACAUUUGCCUGAGUUCUUGGUAUAUUUGGUGUAUUUGCUUUCCUUUCCCACAUGUAAGAAAAGAUUUGUGCUUUUUGCCUCUGCUGUGAGAUCUCUGCUUAAUAUUGAAUGCAUGCUUUCUUCCUAUCCUGUUAUUCAUUCCAUAAAUAUUUAUUGAAAACCCACUGA
Messenger RNA from Vicugna pacos (alpaca), 7611 nucleotides. It is a transcript of the gene STX17, whose product is annotated as syntaxin 17. Lineage: Eukaryota; Metazoa; Chordata; Mammalia; Artiodactyla; Camelidae. Gene Ontology annotation, cellular component: plasma membrane; SNARE complex; autophagosome membrane. Gene Ontology annotation, molecular function: SNAP receptor activity; SNARE binding. The record is from RefSeq and is a predicted model, not a curated record. Gene Ontology annotation, biological process: exocytosis; vesicle fusion; intracellular protein transport.